This is a messenger RNA of Funneliformis mosseae, 597 nucleotides long. Lineage: Eukaryota; Fungi; Glomeromycota; Glomeromycetes; Glomerales; Glomeraceae. The record is from the annotation of a GenBank genome assembly.
AUGCCGUAUGCUUCGGGAUUAUCGUAUAAUGAUUUGAGAAAAAAUUUGAUUCCCGAUCUUUCCACCUUGGACGAAAAUCAAAUCAUUGAUUUAAUAUAUUUUCCGUGUUAUGAGCAUUGCAUUAAAGUAAAUGAUGUUUCAAAUGUAAAUGUACUUUUGAAUCCAACUUUAAGGACCAACCAGAUUUCACUCGAGAAUAAACAGGCAGGAAACUGGCAAGUACAAAAACAAUUACUUGCAUUCAUGAUCGAUUGUCAAAGUAUUAAGAUCAAAUUAAUGAAGCAAAAGAAGAAAGAGCAUGAUGUCAUCGCUCGUAAUGCUUACGAUGAUUCAUCAUCACCGUCAGAUACAUCACCGAAAACGUAUUCAUUCAAGGUUGAUAAAAAGGUUUCAAUCGAAACCUGCGAGGCAUUCACCUCGAUGUUUUCAUUUUCCGAGAGGAUUUCAGAAAUGUUACAACCAAGUAGCAUUAAAGUUACAUCAGACCAUUGCAAUUUUAAUUGUCAUGAAUAUCAAAGGGUUGUAUUUGCGAUAAUGGAGUUCGAAAAACAAAUAGAAUCCUUGACUCCUUUAAACAUAGAUGUGAAUUUAAAUUAA